GUAGUGCGUUGCGUGGGCUAGCUAUAGCAGCGUUAGCUGUGUAACGGUGGUGUUGUAGAGGGUGUCUGAGAAUUUCCAAAAUAUCGACGCAGAUCGACAUUCAUGAGAGGAUUGUAUUAAUGCUCUGUGCCAUGUCUGUGAAGAGCCCAUCAGACCUGCUCAAUGAAAACACGUACAUCCCACCUUCCCUGGACCUUGACCACCUCUGCUUAUCACAUGAAAGAAAGUUGGGCCUGACAGAGACUCGUGGGUCAAAUCCUUUCUCUCUGAAGAGUCAACUUAAUUACGGCAGCACAAACUCUAUCCAGCUCCUCAAAGGCAUUAACACUGGACUAGAUGAUGAUGAUGAUGAUGAUGAUGAUGUAUCCCUCCGGCACCAGGAAGAUGAAUGGAGCAGAAAUCAGGAGAAUGAGCACAGUCUUCCAGGCUCCGAGAGCAAUGCCAAGUGGAUGAAGGAAGAUCAGAAUCAAAUAUGCAAGUUAGCAGAGCAGCAGCAGCAGCAAGACCAGAAUCUUAACCUGGUUGAAAACAAGAAUGAAUCCACUGACAGAAACCCAAACCAGAACUCACAGCGGCGCCAUGAAGAGAAGAACAAGACCCUGAAAGCGCUCUGCUCUGACCUGCACAGUUGGGCAGCUGAUGAACCUCUUCUGAUUUACUCUUCUAUCACUCUGAUGGAGAAUAAUCAAGAAAACCAAGAGCAGACGAGAGACGAGGAAGUAGAAAGAGAGAAAGAGGAAAAUUUAAAUCCCAGUGGAGGCGAGAACACCGAUUCUUCUGAGAUUCAGAAGAAAGGAGGUGAAGGUGGCAGCAGAAAUGCUUGUUUGCUGUUCAGUAAGAAUGGCAUUCCCAGCGACGAGGACUCCAGCUGCAUGUCGCUGUCACAGGGAAGCACUGCAAGCAGCACCCCAGAUGGAGAGCCAGAGUCCUACUGGGAUGGUAGUGCAUUUGAAACAGACACGGACCUGCCCGCUGGUUGGAUGCGUGUGCAGGACACAUCAGGCACCUACUACUGGCACAUUCCCACAGGUACCACACAGUGGGAGCCACCUGGGCCCCUAGAGGAGAGACCAGCCAGCACAUCGCCUGCGGUCACACCUGCUGAUGAGCCACAGCUUACAUGGAGCGGUGUUUCUCAUCCAAGCACAUUCAGUGAGGAAGAGCAUUGGCAGAAGGAGGAUGUGGCUUCUGAUGAAAGUCUGAAGGAGUUUGAGGGAGCGACUCUACGUUAUGCCUCCAUCAAUCUCAGUUUUUCUCAGUCUGAGGAGGAAGAGGAACAGACUUAUUUCAGCAGCAAUGAGGGGGCAAAGUGUUUUGCAGUGCGCUCUCUGGGCUGGGUGGAGAUAUCGGAAGAGGAGAUGGCUCCUGGCAGGAGUAGUGUUGCCGUUAAUAACUGUAUCCGACAGCUGUCCUACCAGAAACACAAUCUAGAUGACACCGCUGGCAUCUGGGGCGAGACAAACAUAAACAUAUGCAUGUUGUCAUUUGUCGCUUACUACAGGGACUUUGCAUAUGUGGCACGAGACAAGUUGACUCACGUGCUCAAGUGUCAUGUAUUUCGGUGUGACACCCCUGCAAAGAACAUCGCCACAAGCCUGCAUGACAUCUGCUCAAAGAUAAUGGCCCAGAGGAAGUCGUCCAGCAGACUGAACACUGACCCCUCAAGACUUAGGGACAUCCCCUUCCAGGAGUUCCCAGCUCCCAAGAACGAGCUGGUCCAGCGCUUCCAGGUGCGGUACUUGGGUCGUGUGCCAGUGACAAAGCCAGCUGGCGUGGAUGUGAUUAAUGUAGCAUUGGAGAAUGCUCUUAACGGCAAAGACAAGGAGGAUUGGACACCUGUGACUGUGAACGUGGCGUCCGCUACACUCACUAUUCUGAAUUCUGAGACGGAGGAAGUUCUUUCUGAAUGUCGUGUGCGUUUCCUGUCAUUUAUGGGAGUUGGGAAGGAUGUGCACACGUUUGCAUUCAUAAUGGCAGAGGGACCUGGAGACUUUAUAUGUCACAUGUUCUGGUGUGAUCCAAACGCUGCAAGUCUAAGUGAGGCUGUACAGGCCGCCUGUAUGCUGAGGUAUCAGAAGUGCCUGGACGCUCGGCCCCCCAGCAGUGGCAGCUCUUGUCUGCCCGGCCCGCCUGCUGACUCCGUCGCCCGCAGGGUCGGAUCCAGUGUGAAGAAGGGUGUUCAGAGUCUGCUGGGUAGCUUCAAGAGGUCUGGAUCCCAGACACCCUAAAAAGGAAAACACUUCCUCCGCAGCGCUCACUGCAGAUAUGUUUGUUCUGUGUGUUUGUAUGGGUCGUUCACACCACUGCGACUGUCCUCCUGCGGUCAGCGUGCAAUAGGAACCAGAGGACACUCAAGUUACAUUGCCAGAUAUUCCAUCGUUACAAUUACAUUUUCAUUUGCUUUUUCUGUGUGUGUUUACAUUUGCAGAUGUAGUGUAGAGGUGAUUUAGCACUACUGGGUUUGAAUGUGAUUUACCCAAUUGGAUUUUCAGUGUAAUCGAUGUUAUGUGGACUACACUCUCUAAUGACACUAAUCAUUAGUCAAGAUAUC
Messenger RNA from Sinocyclocheilus grahami, 2551 nucleotides. RefSeq names its product amyloid beta (A4) precursor protein-binding, family B, member 1 (Fe65) (gene apbb1). Bases 120 to 2228 code for a protein of 702 amino acids. The record is from RefSeq and is a predicted model, not a curated record. Gene Ontology annotation, biological process: regulation of DNA-templated transcription. The transcript has 14 exons. Gene Ontology annotation, cellular component: nucleus; cytoplasm. Lineage: Eukaryota; Metazoa; Chordata; Actinopteri; Cypriniformes; Cyprinidae. Gene Ontology annotation, molecular function: transcription factor binding; amyloid-beta binding.